GAUCUCCGAUAUUGAAGGUGAGAGACAGAGGCGGACUUGAAGGUGAUCUGCACCUGGACAUGCCGCUUUCUUCUGUUUACAAUCCAAAGCAACUGUGUCUGGUGCUUCUAUUGAUAGCUUUUGCUGGUGUGCUAGUCAUGAUCUACGUCAUCAGACCGGAUGUUCAGUUUGUGACAACUGCGUACAAUAGGUCCCUAGAAUUGCUCAAUGAACCUGAAAGCUCUAGAUCCGAACAUUUCCUACAACAGAGGAACUUACUGUCCGGCACACUGAACCACAUGAUGAUGUUGUACGGGCAACAGAGUUGUGAGAUGCUCAAGCUGAAACAGAUGGAUGCUCAUGUGUCGGAACACGGAGGUUGGUGUGCUGAAGCUAGCAGCCCUGGUAGUUCAAGUCACAAGUGGGAUCAGCGAUUUUCGCGUGCCUUGAGCAAGUUCUUUAAAGGCAAGUCUGUUGGGAGCUUUGGCGACGGGCCUGGGGCCUACAAGAGACAUCUGGACACGCUGAAGGAGGUCAAGAGCUACACGGCUUAUGAUGGGGCUCCGUACUGUGAGCUCGUCACUAACGGCACGGUGAUAUUCCUAGACCUAACAGUCCCCCAAUACAACCUUCCAAUCUUUGACUGGGUCAUCAGUGUGGAGGUGGGUGAACACAUUCCGGCCAAGUUUGAAGAUAUUUAUCUGGACAACUUGGCCAGACAUGCCAGGGAGGGUAUCGUGUUGAGCUGGGCUGUGCCAGGGCAAGGCGGGCUAUCCCACGUGAACACCAAACCUCUAGAAGCCGUGAAGGAUCAGAUGAAGAAGAGGGGGUUCCUCAUCAACCUCUCGGCCAGCACCCCCCUGAGAGAGGCAGCUACCUUCUACUGGCUGAAGGCAAACGUCUAUGUUUACAACCGACUCUCGCUGAGCUCUCUAGUGGAAGAAGAUGC
Molecule: messenger RNA, 928 nt
Organism: Physella acuta
Lineage: Eukaryota; Metazoa; Mollusca; Gastropoda; Physidae
Source: RefSeq, a predicted model, not a curated record